CUGUGGCUCAGGGGGCUGGAGCACCUCUGCUAUGGAGACAGGUGGAGAGAGUUUGGGUUGUUCAGCCUGGAAAAGAGAAGGCUCCAGUGAGACCUUGUGACAGUCUUCCAGUACCUAAAGGUGCCAGCACUAAGUCUGGAGAGAACAGCAAAGCGGUCCUAAUGAGGUAGGCACCAGAAGAAAGCCUCAGCCAGCACAGCAGGACAACUCGAGACGAUAUAGUAAUGCAGCUGCUAAUCAGAAUUCUAAUGCUGCUUCAAAUACUAGAAGGGAAUUUGUACCUAAGUGGAAUAAGCCAUCUGAUAUCAGAAUAAUUGAAAAGACAAUGAAACUUUCUGCAGAAGUGAAAGACAGGCCAGUAAACCAGUCGGUUUCAGGCCCACCACCAAGUCCUGUAGACACACAGCCUUUGAAUGUAAAGCAAAAGACGAGGGGUUUGGCUGCUGAUGAAGGUAAGCGAGGGUCGAAUGCGUCUCAGUAUGACAACGUUCUGGAAGCUGAGAAUGAGAAUCUUGUUGAAGAGGUGCUUGAGAGAGCUCAACCCCAGAGCCUGAGGCAUGUAGCAUAUUCUAAUAGUCCAGGAAAGCAAGCUGACAGAAACCCAGCCCCAUUAAAAAUACCCAAUUACACCUUCACUUCACAACCCAGAUCUCCAAAAUACUCCUUGCAAUCCGAUGGACCACCUCAUAGACUGAAUGCAGAACAGCCACUGCCCUGUUACAGGAAUCCACCUUCUUACCAUGGAAAUUCUCGAACACACGUUUCCAGUAUAGGCAAUAUGAGUUCUGUUCCUCUACAUUAUCAUGGGAAUCAAAGCAGCCCUUCUGGGAGGCCAUAUGGUUCUUUUAUUUCAGUAGAUUAUUCUCCAGAUAAACUACCAAUGAAUUCCUAUCCUGCCAGUCGCCAAAAUCCUCUUCCGACAACCCCUGGGCAGACAGAAGUAGCCCCUGUUGAUGCUUAUAGCAGCAACUCGAGAUCCCCCCCAGGGGUCAGAUUCAUAACCCCUCCAGUGGAUUAUUUCCCAGAAGAUAGAAAGUGGCCAGAUGCUGUUUAUAUUUACAGACACGAACCCUACAGGCAGCCCUGGAGCCAAGAUGUUAACAAAGGCCACUUGGAAGAUUUCCAGGUAUAUCAGCAUUUUCAGUCAAUGGAUUUUCAAGACCAUAGUGUUCAUCCUGUGUCGGUGGAUAGUCCACUAAGAUACAGGACUUCCCCAGCCUUUGAAGACCAUGGCUCACCAUAGGACCAAUAUUCAAGCCCAUCUGCACAAGCCCAACACUCUCAAAAUAGAACUGAUGGAUUGUCUGUGCAUGAAUCUGUGCCUCUCUGAGAACCUUAACUGUACUCAAUAAACCCACAAAGCCCAAGCGCAAUCAAACAUUACUGUGUUAGCAGUCAGUUCUGUGAAAUCCAGACAGUUCACGUGCAUCUCAAAAAUGACACUAUUUCAGAGAUGUUUCAGACUUUCACUGAAGGUUAGUUGAGUUCUUAGGCUUGCAUUGAAGCUAUUGAAGGUGUUAAGAUGCACAUAGACAUAGCAAUAAGAUUGUAUGUGCAGUGCGGCUAAUAGUCAUUGUUCUUUAUGUUUAAAUAACUCGUGUAACAAUCCUGCCCAAAACCUGUAACACAUUGACAAGUUUUAUGUUGACCGACAGACAUGGUUAAUGCACUGUAUAAUGUGUGUGUGCGUGUGCGAGUGUGCACUUACAACACAUCGACAUGUAGGGGAAGAGCUAAAGAGUUUAAAUGUAGAUGCAUUUAACUUUGUGCAAAGCUUGUGAAGUACUUUUAUUUCAUAUUAAUUUUUCUUUGUAAUUUAUUCUAGAAGCUGUUCGUUUUGAAUGGGAUUUUCUGUCAUUUAUAACACAGCUGCCUCAGCAUCCCAGUAUCUGUUCUGGGCAGGAGAGAUGCUUUGGGAUUAGAAUCAUAGAAUAGUUAGGGUUGGAAAGG
Molecule: messenger RNA, 1950 nt
Organism: Melopsittacus undulatus (budgerigar)
Lineage: Eukaryota; Metazoa; Chordata; Aves; Psittaciformes; Psittaculidae
Product: USP6 N-terminal-like protein
Exons: 1
Coding region: 326-1243 (305 amino acids)
Source: RefSeq, a predicted model, not a curated record